Messenger RNA from Vicia villosa (hairy vetch), 714 nucleotides. RefSeq lists its product as uncharacterized. NCBI's taxonomy places the organism in Eukaryota, Viridiplantae, Streptophyta, Magnoliopsida, Fabales, Fabaceae. The transcript has a single exon. Bases 1 to 714 code for a protein of 237 amino acids. The record is from RefSeq and is a predicted model, not a curated record.
AUGGACACUCCCAUUGAUACUGUCAAGGAAGCAAAGAGACAUACGCACACCUACAGCUUCUUCCGAGAGCCGUUGACCGCAUUAGAGGGUUUGAGUUCGUUAAUGACCGCUUUCUGCUUGAAGAGUUUCACGGAUGAUUAUGGGAAUAUCUUGACUUUGUUGGAAACCGUGGUUGACACUCCUGCUUUGCAAACCUUGAUGCAAUUCUAUGAUUCUGAAAUGAGGUGUUUUACGUUCCAGGAUUACCAAUUGGCUCCGACAUUGGAAGAGUACUCUAUCAUUCUUAAUCUCAAGGUAAAAGACGAAGUGCCAUUCAUCGAUGUUCCAAAAGAGGUGAAUUUCAAGUCGAUCGCUGCUACUCUUUAUUUAAGCAUAAAAGAAGUAUCUGAUAAUUGGAAGUCGAAUGGAGGUGUCUCGGGGUUCUCUUUGAAGUGCUUGGUGAGAAAAGCUAAAGAGGAAUUUGAGAAAAAGAAUUGGAACGCGUACAAUGCAUUGCUUGCUGUGGCUAUUUACAGGAUUGUGAUGUUCCCAAAUGUUCCCAAUUUUGUAGACUCGGCCGCAGUACACAUCUUCAUGGGAAAGAAUCCUGUUCCUACAUUGUUGGCCGAUACUUAUUAUGCCGUUCAUUCCCGAUAUGAGAAACGUGGCGGUGCCAUCACUUGUUGCCUUCAGUUGUUGUUCAUCUGGUUCCUCUCUUUGUUGCCCAGCAAAUGA